Racocetra fulgida is the source of this 236-nucleotide messenger RNA. The record is from the annotation of a GenBank genome assembly. NCBI's taxonomy places the organism in Eukaryota, Fungi, Glomeromycota, Glomeromycetes, Diversisporales, Gigasporaceae.
AUGAAAUCAGGUUUCAAAACCGCAAGAAUUAAUUCUCCUCAUCUAAUUGAACUUUAUAAUUCCAUAAGGAUAAAUGGACAACUGAUUCAAAAAAGCACGCAUGAAAGUAUUAGUGUCGAAGUCGAUUUUGGGCAUAAUAACACACACGAAAGUAUUAGUAACGGAGAAUUUGAAGUUGAAUAUAACAAUGCACACGAAAGUAUUAGUAAUGACGUUGAUAUUAAACAUAUUAGCUA